GUGGAAGACAUGUACUAAUUAAUCUCUUGAAUGAUCUUAGCAUAAAUUAAUUUGGCAAAUCAAUAGUGGUUUUUAAUAAUUCUUGCGAAUUUGACAAGUUACUAUUAGUUAAUUAGUCCUUUAAGACAUGGUAACGUUUUGACCGAAGCCUCAGCUUCCCGCUAUAUCAAAAAAUGCUCAUAAAUGUUUCCAUGUUAGUGUAUAAACAUUCCAUAUAUGUCACCAGCCGUUUAUUUUAAGAAAGAAUCAAGGAUCAUAAUCAACUACAUCCCCGGCGGUAAAUCAGAUUGACUAGAAAUUUGACUGUGAUUAGCGAUCAGUUAACUUUCGGUAGUGGAAUCCUUAAAUCAGCUGUCUUAAUUUUUCAUCACUCCCAUGCAUGCAAAUUGCAAUCUGUAAGGUAAGGAGGGAUGGAUUGCUAUCAUUGAGGGAGAGAUCGCCCUUUAUUCUCCAACUUAUUACCAAUUCAGAACGUCCCUCGUUUUGUAUAUAAAUACAUGCAAAAUCCCUUCUCCAUGUCAUUACAAUCCUCUCGGUUCAUAGUCUUGUCAAACACCAAUGUCUAGCAAGAACUUUUUGUCAUGGCACUACCUGAUCUCUCUGGUACUGCUGCUUUGGACCUCCGAGGUUGUUGCUAUCGCUCCCGGCAACACGACGUAUCCGGCGCUGUUCGCGUUCGGGGACUCAAUCCUCGACACGGGCAAUAAUAAUAACCUCAGGACGCUGAGCAAGUGCAAUUACCCCCCUUACGGCAGGGAUUUUCCCGGAGCGAUACCCACUGGCCGAUUCGGCGAUGGGAAAGUCCUCUCGGACGUGAUAACGGAAGGGCUAGGAAUCAAAGAGCUAUUACCAGCAUAUUUGGAUCCUAAUCUACAGGACAAGGAUCUUCCGACAGGCGUUUGCUUUGCUUCGGGCGGCUCAGGCUUAGAUCCGCUAACCGCUGGGUCACAGGGCGUAUUGACCAUGGGAGAUCAACUGAAGCGCUUCAACGAGUACGUGGGGAAGCUGAAUGCGGUUGCCGGAGCUGAAAAUGCCACCGCCAUACUCAACAGCAGCCUUUAUCUGAUGUCUGCAGGCAACAACGACAUUGCCUACACCUAUUUAUCCGCCCGCCUUAGUCCUAUGCCCUUCCCUGCGUACGCCGAUUUCUUGGUUAACUCCACUUCAACUUUCAUCAGGGACUUAUAUGCACUUGGUGGGCGUAAAUUUGCGCUCCUGGGCGCUUUACCAUUGGGAUGCUUGCCAUCAGGUAGAGCUUCGGCAGGGAGCAUUCUGUGCUCGGUGUUGGCCAACGAAUAUGCACAAUUGUUCAACACUAAACUCUCCUCCAUGUCGAGUUCGCUCAGCAGUGAACUUGCGGAUUCCCGGAUAGUCUACAUCGACGUCUAUGAGCCUCUCCUCAAUCUGAUACAAAACCCUAAUCAAUUUGGUUUUCGAGUUGCUAACAUAGGAUGCUGUCGCGUGCAAACGUUGCUAUGCGAUCCGCUGAAUCCAAUCACUUGUCUGGACAUACCGGAUUAUGUUUUCUGGGACGCCGCUCAUCCUUCUGAGAAAGCCUACCGCACUCUCGCUCCCGCUAUUGUCCAGGCGUGUUCAAACAUGUAGUGCGGCAACUCCACGAGCUGAUUAUUGUGAUAUUGUGUGAAGUCGCACCCUUCAUGUCUACCAUACAAAGAAUCAUUUGUCUCUUGGUUUAGUGCUGGUGAUAGUACUUGAUGGAUGUUUUGCGAGUCAUAGCCAUCUGAAUCAUAUACGUGCGUUAGGAGUAUAACAUUGCGCGUGAAGUUAUUUUCAAAAAUGCUGUCUUAGUUUGUUAUGCAUUAUACAAUAAAGCUGGCCAUUAUCUCUCA
This is a messenger RNA of Syzygium oleosum, 1850 nucleotides long. RefSeq names its product GDSL esterase/lipase At1g23500-like. NCBI's taxonomy places the organism in Eukaryota, Viridiplantae, Streptophyta, Magnoliopsida, Myrtales, Myrtaceae. The record is from RefSeq and is a predicted model, not a curated record. Gene Ontology annotation, cellular component: extracellular region. The transcript is spliced from 5 exons. Gene Ontology annotation, molecular function: lipase activity. The coding region runs from base 559 to 1605 and encodes 348 amino acids. Gene Ontology annotation, biological process: lipid metabolic process.